Messenger RNA from Drosophila erecta, 4221 nucleotides. RefSeq names its product SEC14 domain and spectrin repeat-containing protein 1-B. The transcript has 10 exons. Bases 432 to 3614 code for a protein of 1060 amino acids. NCBI's taxonomy places the organism in Eukaryota, Metazoa, Arthropoda, Insecta, Diptera, Drosophilidae. The record is from RefSeq and is a predicted model, not a curated record.
CUUUCAGUUGAGCGCGAGAAUUCCACGCGGGCGGACGGGGCGGAUGAACGACAUCGGUUUGUUUCGGUUGAAUUCAGGUGUCGAAAAGUGCGAUAAGAACUGAAUUCGUUUCGAAAUACAGAAAAUAAAGGCAACCGAAGUUUCAAGCUGCAACUUGUCAAACGUGUUCCCCAACAAAGUCUCUCGGCAUUUGGAAAUGUGCAGCAUUGUGCAGCGGCAAGAAAAACAGCAGCAGCCACAGAAAGGAAAACAACUCGCAUAACUGUGACUUGUAUUAAUUUUCAAGCUUUUCCAAACAGCAAACUGCAAACAAAAAGAAAAUCCUAAUCCCGCCUUGUCUUGGCAGCAAAAUGUGUGCGGCGACAAGAGCCACAAUUAGCAUUUAGAAAAGCUGCAUCAUCAUCGCGAUCCCAUCAUUAAACUCCCUAUAGAUGGAGGAGGACGUGCUGAACGCCCUGCAGACGCGGAGUGCCUACUUAUCCGGCGGAUUCGAUCGCCAGAAGCGCAUCAUCUUCGUUGUCAACGCGUUCAACGAUCUGCAGCUGUGGAAUCGCCGCUAUCUGCAGGUGACUCUGGACUAUCUGAAGCGGUCUCUCAGCGCUUCGGUGUUGCAGAAUGGCGUGAGUGUGGUGGUCAAUGCCCAGGAGAGCAGUUCGCGGAUAUCGAGGCAGCAGGUGCGCCAGAUUUACGCCCUCUUCGGGGGCGACAUUAAUGUGGAUCUGUAUCUAGUCAGGGCGGAGGGCUUCUGGGAGAAGCAUGUGGAGCCGUGCACCAAGUCCCAGGUCAAGGGAGAGCCCCUGGUGCUGUCGAAGGCGAGGCUGUUCAAGUUCAUAGAGCCGCAGAACCUGCCCGAGGAACUGGGCGGCACCUUGCAGUUCAACUACGAUCUGUGGCUGCAGCAGCGCAAGUCCAUCGACGAGUUCACCAAGUCGCAUGUGCAGACUUUGGCUUCGAUGGAGAAGCUGUUGGCUCUUCUGCGGGAGCACAAGUCUCUGCGGCCGGCGGAAGCGGAUGUGGAGCUGAAGAAGUGCGCCCAGUUGCAUGCCGGAGUCCAAAACGACAUAGAGUCCGCCAUCGACUUGGGUAACGCGAUCUUGGCCCGCUUCAACGAGGUCUACGAGACGCAUUCACCGCCGCCACAAGCGGUCGCACCUGCCUCGGAGUCCCCUGCGGGCCCCCCGCCCAUCCCUGCCCACUCCGCCACUGCAGUUUCCCCGCAGAAGCCCCUCCUGCCGCCCGAUCUCGUCUGUGAACGCGCCCGCAUCGAGUUGCGGUUGAAUGAGAUCGAAAAGAAACAGACGGCCAUCCGGACUGCCUGGCUGGAACUGCUCCGAUCUUUGAGGGAGGCACGCGAACUCUGUACUUUGGAGGAGGGGGUGUCCUUCGUCACCAACUGGAUCCUGCAAGAGGCCGAGCUGUUGCUCAGCCGCCAAAGGAGCGUUGCCGGUGAUUUUAGGGGCUGUGAGGCCCUACGUUCUGCUCACGAUCAACUGGAGCUGGAGUGCCGGGAAACCUACGGUUGCUAUGCGGAGCUGCUCUAUAAGAUCGAAAAGUUUGCCGCUGAAAGGCAGGCAUCUUCGAAGGAUAUGGACCGGUGCCAGGAUCUUUUGUCGCAGCGGGACUUCAUGCAGUUCGUGUGUCGCUCCUUUGCAAAGCGAUUGGAACGACGAAGAAAUGUCCUGAUGACCGCCCUCAGGUUCCAUCGCCUCCUCGAUCAAUUUGAGGAGUUGCUGGCCACCGGUAACCAUGUGGUGGAGGUGGACAGUAGAUCGCUUGACUGGGUCGAGGCUGAGCAGCUACUCAUGCAGCUCAGUAACAACCAGGAAAUGUUGGGCCACGUCGAGCGCGAACUUGUGCGUGAAGGUGAAAAGCUGAGCGACAUGCUGGCCAUGCCGGUGAAAGACGCUCUGGGCCGUGACCUCCAGCUGGACUACAGUGCCGAGAUUGCCCAGCUGCGCAGGCAGAUCGACGAGAGCCGGCGACGUCGUCAGGUGUGCGGACAUCGGCUGGCGCUGCAGCGGCUCACCUUGGAGCAGGUGACCCACAUCCAUGCCUACGAGGAGGACGCGCGGAGGGCGCGGGACUGGCUGCAGGAGUUGUAUGCCGUCUUGCUGCGGUGCCACUCCCAUGUCGGCUGCAACAUCCACGAGAUUCAGCUGCAGAAGGACGAGCUGCAGGGGUUCGAGGAAACCGGACGGAGCAUCUACCACUAUGGCUGCCAAUUGCUGGAGGCUUCCCAAACGCUGCGCCUCUGCUGUAAGCUGAACCCAGCAGGAUCUAGGUCACAAAGCAAUCCCAGUCAGAGUUUCAUCAGUGACGAACUGCAGCACACGUGGCACAGUCUGCAGUCUGUGGCCCAGGAGCAGAUGACCAGACUGCGCGUCUCCGCCGUUUUCCACCGCAGUGUGGAGGCCUAUUAUCGCCAGCUGAGGGAACUUCGGCCCCUUUUGACCCAGGAACUCUCCGCGCAACUGCAGCAGCAGCAAAGACAGCAGCACAACCGCAGUAGCAGUGGAAUAAGUAGCGAUGCCGAGGCAGAAUUGGAAUCGGAGCUGUCUCCUUUGGCCGAAAUGCCUCCGCGACUACAGAGGCACUUGCUGGCCAGGGAGCAACUGCUCGUCGAAGUGGGCAGAAUGGUCAGACUGGGAAGACUGCUGAAGAAGCGUCUCAAAGAGCCCUUCGUUCUGGAUGCAUUAACCGGAAAGAGUGUCGUGGCCGAUGAACUGCCCCUGGAUUGCACUGCACCAAGUCCACUCCAUGACAGUGGAAGGACCAGCAGUGCUGGAAGCGAGUUACCCGGAGAAUCCUCGCCAGCCACCGUGCAAGUGGUGCCCACAGGUAGCAACGAACUGGCCUGCGCCGCCAUUUCCCACAAGCUGGGUGCCAUAGCCGAGGUGGCCGAGUCCCUGGACGCAGUCAUCCGGGAUGUCCAGCAGCAGGAGGGCGUCACUAGCAAUGGAAUAAGCAAUGGCACUGGAGGUCAUGCCAUCAAAAAACUGGGCAGCAUUGAGGAUUGGCACUCCCGCUCCACCGAGGACGAAUCCUUCGCCACCGCCUCUGAGGGCAACUUUACGCCCAAUUCGCACUCCUCAUCCUUCCAAACGGCCUCGGGACGCACUAGCUCCUAUAUAGGAUCGGCCAAGAACUCCUUCGAUGAGGCGGACGACUCUACUUUGAGCACAUUCGAAAUACCCGAACUACCACCUUCGCCAGUCAAUAUGUCCUUUGAUAGCUCCGAAAUGAGCUACUUCUCCGCACAUCAGCAGCGCAUGAAGAGUGAGGACCAGGACAGUGUGGUGGGCGUGGCAGAGCUGCAUAGUCAGAGUGUAACGCCCACUCCGGACGAGGAGCAGCAACACCUGCUGCUGCCACUUCCAUUGCCGCAGGCCAUCGAAUCCGACAGCGAGGUGGAAGGAUUCAGUUUGGCCACCGGCAUUACGACGGAGCUAGCGCCCAGGAUGCCCAAUGCCCACACUCCGGAGGUGAGCUACCCACCCGCUGUUAACACCGCUCCAGCUUCAACUAACCCCAACGAAUCGAAACCGCCGCCUUCCUGGCGACGCAGCAAAUACUACGAGAACAUAACGAAACAGACGAUCAAGGGAUUUCUCUGAGAGAUCUGGACCACCUGCCCCAGCUGAAUGAUGAACACAAAACGAUUUCCCGCCCAAUUAACCAGCGCCAUUUGCUUCUCUGCCGAUCCUCGACAUUCUUGCCAUUAAUUAGUUGGCGUAUUAUUUUUGCUGUUUUCCCAAAACCAAUUUUAGCCCAUGAGCUACAAGUUUUUGCCUGUUUUGUUUUGUUUGCUAUUUUACUUUGCAUGAUUGUUCACUGUUUUCUGCCAAAUUUUAUUAGUUCUGUUGAACUUUAGCUUAAAAAAUACUAAAAUGCUUGAGCAAAGCCUUUUGAAAUCUUGCUCGACAAAUCUACUAUAAUUUGUUUCUUGCUUAUGUUUCCUCUGCUUUAAAACUAGUAGUAGAAAUAUUUAUUUAGUUAGUUUCAAUUAUGUCUAAGGCUUGCAAAAUUAGAGAAUUCCAAAAUGAAUAGAAAAUAUAUUUCAAAUAUUUAAAGUAAGAAUUUAAAUUCAGUUACAGCCAGUCGAAAUUUUUGCCAUUAAUCGUAUGCUUAAUAUUUAUUUAUAACUAUUUCUUCUACACAGUCACAAUACAUAGUGCAAUUAAAAACGAAAAUGUUUUACCCCAAAAAUAAAGCUAAUCAUUU